Molecule: messenger RNA, 2078 nt
Organism: Rubroshorea leprosula
Lineage: Eukaryota; Viridiplantae; Streptophyta; Magnoliopsida; Malvales; Dipterocarpaceae
Source: the annotation of a GenBank genome assembly
CCUGAAAGCUCCCUCUCAUCUUCUUCCAACCAAACCCAGCACCCUCUAUUCCUUUGCCUCAAAGCUUCACUCUUCAUCUCACCCACAUACGUUUAGUAAUUUCUACAAAGAAUUGGAGGUCAUCCCCUGGUGUUUAAAUGUCUCAACCGGAAAUUGAAGUUGGUUGAAUCUGUUCUGCUCUUUUCAUGGCAUCUCAAGGCAGCAACUUACCCAUUAACAGUGUGCAGUUGGAGAUUAGAAAUAAGAAGCUAAGUGGUCAGAAAAAGAGAGAAGCUUUAGAAAGAGAGGUUUCAAUGCUUCAGAAAAUGCUGCAUCAAGAGGAAAAAAUGCAUGAGAUUUUGGAACAAGUGCAAGAUAAACGUGAAGGGUCUGCCAUUUCUAUCCCCAAUUCCCUCCCUCCGAAGGUGAAAGAGCUCCUAGCAGAGUUAGCGAUGGUUGAUGGGGAGAUAGCUCGUCUAGAAAGUCAAAUUAGCCAGCUUCAAGAGACUGUGAAACAAGAACAGGAAGCAACCAAAGAAGCAAAAUCAAAACAGCAGCAACCUGCAAUUCCAAGUAACCAAUUUCCAGGCUUUCCAUCUCCAACGCCUCUUCAAAACCCCUUGAUCAAGCAAGGUGGGCAAGAAAAGAUGGCAUUUGAGACAAAGGCAUUGCAUUUCAUAAGUAAAGCUAUCAAAGGUGAUUACACUCUUAGUGACUUCAGGAGUACUGUAAAUGAGAGAACUGUGAGGGGAUUUUCUGAUCAGAAAGAAAAUCAGUUUCAAGAGGAAGCUAAAUUCCAAGAGAGGGUUCCGAGAAAAAGUGGAUUGCUGAAACCACCAUCACCCUUCAGAGACCUUAGACAUUCAUCACCUAAGCCUAGGGAACGUAUUCCAGAGAAUUCAAUUGACAUGCCACCAAGAUCUUUAUCUGGUGUAAUUCUAUCUGAAGAGGACAGUCAGAACCUGCAUCCCAACAAGCUAUCUGAGAAUAUCAUGAAGUGUUUGAAUUUCAUAUACGUCAGGCUGCUAAGAACAUCAAGAGCAAUGGAGCUGGAGAAGUCAGGCCCAAUUUCUAGAUCUGUGCACUCUUCUUUAAGUUCCAGAAGCUUCAGAGUGGAGAACAGCUCAAACUCAAAAUCAAGUCUGCUGUUGCAGAAGGAAUCAAGGCAACAAGACCCUUAUGGCAUCUUUGACUUGGAAGAGUCCAUUCCGAGGGACAUUGGCCCAUACAAAAACCUUGUGAUAUUCACAUCAAGCUCCAUGGACCAGAAAUGCAUUGCAAGUUCUAGUUCCAUUCCUUUGCUAAGGAAGUUAAGGGUGUUAAUGAACAGUCUUCAAACAGUGGACCUGAAAGCUCUGAAUUAUCAACAGAAGUUAGCAUUCUGGAUCAACAUGUACAAUGCUUGUAUCAUGCAUGUAGGAUAUCUCCAGUAUGGGGUGCCUAAUUCUCCUGAAAAAUUCCUUACCUUGAUGAACAAGGCAACUCUCAACGUAGGAGGGAACAUAAUCAGUGCUCAAGCAAUAGAACACUACAUCCUAAGGAAGCAGGGAGCACCUUCUAAUGCAAAAGAGAAGGAAGACAAAGAAGCCAUUGUCCGGAAACUCUACGGACUUGAAUCAAUGGAUCCUAACGUAGCAUUCGCUCUGUGUUGUGGAACCCGUUCAUCUCCUGCAGUAAGAAUCUACACAGCUGAAGGCAUUGUGUCUGAGCUGGAGAGAUCAAAGCUAGAGUACCUACAAGCAUCAGUGGUGGUGACCAGCACGAAGAAAAUCGCGUUUCCAGAGCAGCUUCUCCGGAGCAUGCUUGAUUAUGCAACGGAUAUAAAUUCACUGGUGCAGUGGGUUUGCCACCAGUUACCUACAUCCGGAUCACUCAGGAAAUCAAUGGUGGAUUGUUUUAGGAGCCAUAACAGUGGCAAGAUAACAAUCAAUGUUGAGAAGAUACCUUAUGACUUUGAGUUCCAGUAUCUGUUGGCAAUGUAAACAAAAAAUACUACUAUAGUUUUCCUUUGUUUGGUAUGAAAGAACAUGAAAGGAAGAGAAUAUUUGGAAUGUCAUGAUAAUUCAUUUUUUGAAUAAUAAUAAAACUAUACUCGUAUA